Triplophysa rosa is the source of this 2444-nucleotide messenger RNA. It is a transcript of the gene nots, whose product is annotated as nothepsin. Lineage: Eukaryota; Metazoa; Chordata; Actinopteri; Cypriniformes; Nemacheilidae. Gene Ontology annotation, molecular function: aspartic-type endopeptidase activity. Gene Ontology annotation, biological process: proteolysis. The transcript has 9 exons. The record is from RefSeq and is a predicted model, not a curated record. The coding region runs from base 637 to 1854 and encodes 405 amino acids.
CAUUGUUUACUAAUAUAACCUUGAUGUAGACAAACAAAUUAAGAGCCAAGUGCUCAUUUUAGAUACAAAUAACAUUAACCGAAACAACUUCUUUUAUAAAUCGUUUCUGGAGUCAUUUUAUGCCUUUAUUGGACAAGAGAGGCAAACAGAGAGGAAUGUGACCAGCAAAGGUUCUCGAGCCGGGAAUCAAACUGGGAUUGCCAAAGACAUGAUUCUGUCGGAGUACUGCCGUCUAACCUAUCAGCUACCAUGGGCAAGAGCCUCCAAAAUUGGAGUUAAUAUUUGAUUUGUGAAGAUCUGUAACAAUCCCCAGAAUGUGUUUCUGUAAGCUGCCUGCAUGCCAAGUGUUAAAUCAACAGAGCAUGUGAAAAGGCCGGGUCAAACUGACCUUCAAAUGCUCUUUCAAAAAAUGAUUCUACAUUUUCAAAACCAGAAUAAAAACAAAUCAUACAUUUGCCUUUCUUAAAUGACUGCUGAACCUGUUUGCCUUUCUAGUAUGGGCGAUAAUGAAUGUGAUGUUCUUGACCUGACGUUGACCCGAUGACCUGAUGUCUGACACAGGUUAUUCAGAUAAGGUGGUUUACUGCAGUAAAUGCAGUGACUGGGAUCAUUUCAUCUGGACUCGACGCAGACAGCAUGAGAACGUCUCUGAUCCUGCUUACUUGUUUGGGAUUUGUGCAAUGUCUGAUAAGAGUGCCUUUGAGUCGCGCGCCCUCGGUGCGGAGUAAACUGCGCGCCGCCGAACAGCUGCAGGAGUUCAUGCGCGAGCACGAGCCGGAUGCGUUCUUGCGCCGCUACGCGCAGUGUUUUCCGCCUGCGCGCGACUACCUGCAUCUGCACAGCAAAUCCGCUGAGAGACUUUACAACUUCAUGGACGCUCAGUUCUUCGGGGAGAUCAGUCUGGGGAAUCCACGGCAGAAUUUCACAGUGAUUUUUGACACGGGCUCGUCUGAUCUUUGGGUUCCUUCAUCAUACUGUGUCAGCCAGGCGUGUGCGAUGCACCACAAGUUCAAGGCCUUUGAAUCGAGCACAUACACACAUGAUGGACGAGUGUUUGGUAUUCAUUACGGCUCCGGACAUCUGCUGGGAGUCAUGGCCAGAGAACAACUCAAGGUGGGCUCUGUGACGGUUCAGAAUCAGAUGUUUGGAGAGGGCGUGUAUGAGCCGGGUUUUGCUUUCGUCAUGGCCCAGUUUGACGGGGUUUUGGGUUUGGCUUUCCCUCAGCUGGCCGAGGAACUGGGUUCACCCGUGUUCGACAGUAUGAUCUCACAGAAGAGUGUAGACGAGCCCGUGUUCUCCUUCUAUCUCAAGAGCAAUGGGUCGGGUUUUGGUGGAGAGCUGUUGUUGGGUGGUGUGGAUGAAACGCUGUUUGUUCCUCCUGUGAACUGGGUUCCAGUCAGUCAGAAGGGCUACUGGCAGUUCAGAAUAGACGGCGUGAAGGUCCAGGGAGCUCUGAGCUUCUGCCGUCGUACUCCUCACGGAUGUCAAGCGAUAGCGGACACAGGAACAUCUCUGAUCGCCGGCCCGAGCAAAGACAUCCUCAUACUUCAGCAGUUCAUCGGAGCCACGCCCACUGCCAUCGGAGAGUAUCUGUUGGACUGUACCCGGAUCAGCAGUCUGCCUGUGGUGUCUUUCCUGAUCAAUCAGGUGGAGUAUCCGCUGACUGGAGAUCAGUACGUCAGGAGAGAGAUCCUGAACAAUAAGGAGUUGUGCUUCAGCGGCUUUCAGUCCAUAGACAUGCCCACGUCUCCAUCCGGACCCAUGUGGAUUCUGGGAGAUGUGUUUCUCUCUCAGUUCUACAGCAUCUACGACAGAGGUCAUAAUCGAGUGGGGUUCGCUCAUCUCUCUCUCUAACGCCAAAGAGCUUCACAUUAUACACACGUGCUGCUGAAUGCACCUCUCGUUCUCGUUCACAACAUCAGUCUAAACACAAGAGAGUAAAGUAGCAUGAUCUCAAUGUUUGCUCUUUUGAAUUAAUGUUUUUAGCAUCACCUAUCCCAUGGGUUUAAAUACCAUGAUUACCAGGGCUGGGUUUUGCGACCAAACUGUCGAUUCGAUUCUUAUUUAUAUGGUUUCGAUUCAAUGUCGAUUAGUUAUCAGUACUUAGAUUAAAAUGCUAGUUUGCCGUCAUUGAAUUCAUAUUUAAAUAUACAUGCUGGUAACUGAAAGCCUCUUACUCAGCUAUAUUAGUGAAAUACACAUUAACAGUUAAAUUCACAACUACAUGAAACAUGUUUCUAAGAAUAAAACAGAUUUCAAUAUUCAAUACGGGUCAAUAAAUAUCAGCACGAUUGAUGGCGACAUCAUUAGGAUGAGAGGCAAAAUACAGAUAUUCACAUUUCCCGAAUCGAUAUUGUUUCGUUAAAUUGAAGAUAGGUUAAAAUCGAACAAUCGUUAUUUUCCCCAGCCCUAAUGAUUACAAUUCAUCAAAUGUAUCACACUUG